Messenger RNA from Alternaria alternata, 1167 nucleotides. RefSeq names its product Six-hairpin glycosidase. The record is from RefSeq and is a predicted model, not a curated record. The transcript has a single exon. The coding region runs from base 1 to 1167 and encodes 388 amino acids. NCBI's taxonomy places the organism in Eukaryota, Fungi, Ascomycota, Dothideomycetes, Pleosporales, Pleosporaceae. Gene Ontology annotation, biological process: carbohydrate metabolic process.
AUGACUAUGAUCGGCGAUUUUGCGAAAGCAGCUCCUGCAGAUAUACUAUUGCAAGACCUGGCAAGAGAGGUGUUCGUGGCUGCUUUGCUGAAGGCGCCGGCCAAGAACCCGCAGCCGGGUAUUGAGGAUCCUCGAUCAAACAACACGACGCUUGUCGCCAUUGACGCAACUAGCCUUGAAACUGGGUACACAAAAUACCUCGACCCGAAUACCAGCAACCUUCAUGUCACAUAUCCACCCAAUUGGCAUGACAAUAGUGGGCGGGUCAUGUUCCCUAGGACAUCUUCCAAUCAUGGCUCCAACUCUUUUUACCACCCUGAUGACAUCCCUGAUUAUCGCGACUGGUUAGAUGGCUUCUACGACGAUGACCUGUGGUGGGCUCUGGCCUGGAUCAACGCAUACGACGUCACCUCCGAAGGCGCUUAUCUUGCCCUUGCGGAGGAUAUAUUCAUCGCUGUAUCACGCACCUGGGGCACUUACUGCUUUAACGGCGGUAUAUACUGGAGCUGGAAGAAGGACUACGUAAAUGCCAUCGCCAACGAACUCUUCUUCAGCACAGCCGCGCAUCUGGCAAACCGCGCCCAGGGCCGUAGGAAAAGAGCCACAUAUCUGGCUUGGGCGGAGGAAAGUCUACAAUGGUUCCUCGAAAGUGGAAUGAUCACAGAUGACGGUAUAAUCAACGACGGUCUAACCGAGGACUGCGAGAACAAUAACAAAACUGCGUGGUCCUACAACCAAGGUGUUAUCUUGGGAGGACUCGCCGAACUAUACCGAGCUGGGAAUACACCAGAAGUCACACCUCUCAGUCUCGCAGUUCAUCUCGCGCGGGCGGCACUCAUCGCUCUCUCGGAUGAGGAUGGUAUCGUACACGACGAAUGCGAACCUGAUUGUGGUGACGAUGGCGCUCAGUUCAAAGGGAUCUUCAUGCGGAACCUGGUCAAGCUGCACAGUGUAGCACCGGACAAGAUGUUCGCAAAUGCCAUUCGCAGGAAUGCGGAGUCUAUCUGGACACGGGAUAGGAAAGUCACACCAGAUGGUUUACCUGCAUUUAGCGUGAAUUGGGCUGGGCCAUGGAUCAGCCCGGCGAAUGCAAGCACGCAGAGUUCGGCGAUGGAUGCUCUUGUGGCUGCUAUAGUUAUCCGUUCGACUCCACAGUCAUUAGUGUGA